UCUUCCAGAUUAAACUACAUGCAGUCAGUCGUGUCAGUUCGGAGCCUUGGUGCUCUUUAAGUAGCACAAAGAGUAUUCCAUUCACGUGUACGUGAUGUUCGAGCGCACUAUAAUUUUGCAGCUUCUCGACCAUUUCUCAGUUAAUGUUUCCGACCACUUCUCAGAUGUUGCAGCAGUAGUGUCGUGGAGAAGACUACAUCCGCUCAUCUCCGGUCAUCUGUUUCCUUCGCACACGACCAUCAGAACUUCAUUCGCGGACCCAAAAGAUCCAGCGGGGACAGCAUCAACGGCACCGGACCCCGGGUCAUCAACAUUCGACGACACCCCGGUAGUUGUGCAAGAUCCUGGUGCGGCGCUAACGGCUUCGAGGGACGACAGCGACGACAUCGGGUUGUCUGAGCAAGACCUGCAGGUCGCGGAUAGCAACAGCGCCAACGAGGACGAUGGGCCGAACCAGGCGCCCCUCGACGAGGACCCAGCGGGUGAGCAAGGCGAUCCGAAAUUCCCGGAACUUCAGCCCCCGGAAGAAGGAAAUGCAGCUGCGCAUAGUCCACCAGGCGAACAUCAUCAGCAGGAGGGAGUCACGCCCAAUCCGACAUCGGAUCAAACACAAGAAGAACUGAAGAACUCCGAUCUCCUGACAGUGACGCCCGACGACGAGAAGCCGCCGCCCGAUGCCACGGGCCCCCGAGAGACAGACGACAGCAACCAGACAGCGGCGGCGCGGGAGGCCGCAGCGAUGGUCCAGCCGGGGCUUGAGACGGAAGCGCAGCACGCAAAAAAACAAAAACUCGCGCUUGCGAAGAAGUUGGACGACCUCUUUCGCAAGCCGGAUGGCAGCAUGCGCACGGAACAAGAACAGGCGGACCACAUUGCGCGAAAACUCGUCGCCGAUUGCGACACUGGUGAGUUGCAGAUGAAGUGCGCGUGUACCGCGAAUCAAGAGCAGCGACUCCUCGCCCGCUGCAACCACGCGAAGCAAACACUGGAAAACGGGAUGCAGGCGGAGGGCCAGACGCCGUGGGUCGCCUGCGACAGCAAGGAAUCGGUCCUGGAACGGGCGAGGACCGAGGCGGCCCCGACGGGCGACGGAAAGUUUGUCUGUGCGCUGAAACUACCCGACGCUGUGCCGUCGCCUUCCGUCGUGGGCAAGGAUAGUGCAACGUCGACAAAGAAACUAGAACUCUCCUAUGCCGGAGCGCGGGUUGGGAACCAGCGGAUUUUUGACCCCUGUGCGUCCAAAUGCCGGCGUCCUAUCGACGCCUUCCCGUAUAAGGAAAAGGAAAAUCAGGAGGUUCGCGGCAACCACGCGCAUUCACUAGAUGAGAAAAACGUCGUCUACCGAAACUUGCAAGCGACCCGUCUGGACGUGGUGAAUUGCCCCGAAGAGAAACUGCAGGUCCGGUGCCGGUGCCAGGACCAGCCCGCGAUUGCUUCUCUAGCGGACAUGCCGUUGCGGCCCGACACCGUGCAAGAAAACGGCCAGACCCUAGACGUCCGCUGCCGCAAACCGGAAUCCGAGUUUUUUCCCUGUUUGCCCGUAGCGCGAGAGAAAAGCAAGUACAGCAGCACGAUCUCGGCACCAGGGCAGAAAUUGGAAGUGACCUGCCUCCUUCCCUUCGGGGAGAGGUGUAAGAAGCCGGCGAACGGGGUGGGCAUCGAUUUGAAAAGCUGCCAGACGAUGCUGAAAAAAGUACAGCUCCCAACCAAAACGGAAGCGCGAGAAAUGCAGUAUGUCGAUUUCUGCUCCGGAAAGUGCGCGGGAAACGUCUACAGCGAUUUCGUGGUGCAGAAUCUUGAAACCAAGAUGGGUCUGGCAAGCCGGAAAAAAGUGACCGAUAGAUACACGGAAUUCGAUCCCGUCAAAAAGGUAGAAGGGUGGAAGCAAAAGCUGGACUUCAUGUGAAACAGUACACGUCUCGCGUUCGAACUCGAAGUCAAGUGCAGCAUCAUACAUAUAG
Amoebophrya sp. A120 is the source of this 1961-nucleotide messenger RNA. The record is from the annotation of a GenBank genome assembly. Lineage: Eukaryota; Dinophyceae; Syndiniales; Amoebophryaceae.